CCAGAAAUUCCGAGGUGUUGUCAUUGCGUUCCUCAGAUUUGUGUGUUUAGCACUGGGUGUACGGGUGGGGUGUUAAAUAUUCACAAUGUGGCUCUAACAGCAGUUCUGGGUUUUAUUUUGUGUACUUUGACGUAUUGUUCCGGUAUAGCACAGAAAAGUAUAGCACAGCCGGGAAAUUAAAGAUCCUGUAUUUUACACGAAGGUUAGCUUAUAAGCUAUUAGCUAACGCCUAACGUUAGCUAUGGAGGAGAGGAAAGAGGAGGGAGAAGCGGAGAUCCAAGAGCACGGCCCCGAGCACUGGUUCUCGAAAUGGGAACGGCAGUGCUUAGCUGAGGCGGAACAGGAUGCGCCAAAUGAAGAGGAGUCCGAGCAAAGCCAGCAAAAGCUGUGGCACCUCUUUCAGAACUCAGCCACGGCGGUAGCACAGCUCUACAAAGAUCGAGUAUGUCAGCAGCAAGGACUCUCCCUCUGGGUGCCCUUCCAAAAUGCAGCCACAGCUGUCACUAAUCUGUAUAAAGAGAGUAUGGAGGCCCGCCAGCGGAGCUAUGACCUGGGCAUCCACUUAGGCUAUCAGCGCAGGAAUAAAGAGGUGAUUGCAUGGGCGAAAAAACGCAGAAGAACUAUCAGACGAGAAGAACUCAUUAGCUUCCUGUGUGGCAAAGUUCCACCUCCUCGUACAGCUCGCGCCCCACCCAGAGUUUCCAUGGUAUCUGCGAGCAGACCGUCACCUCCGGAGACUGGCAGCUCAGUGGAGACCGACCUGCAACCCUUUAGAGAGGCCAUCGCACUGCAUGGCCUUAGUGGUGCCAUGGCCAGCAUCUCUGUGCGUUCUGGUCCUCCUGGUUCCCCAACUCACCCUGCACAGUCUCUCAGUCGUCGUAGGAACGGGCUUCAUGAUGUGGACCUCAACACCUUCAUAGCUGAGGAGAUGGCACUCCAUUUAGAUUCCACCACCAAUCGUAAACGAGGCCCUGCCCCCUGUAGUGAUGUCAUCACAGACUCACCCACGCAUAAACGUAACCGGAUGCUCUGAACUCUUCCCACACCACUGAUCCCUCCUCUGUCUGCUCCUCAGUGGCCAACUGGACAGCCGAUGGGGACUCACGCCUUGGCCAACCACUGAAAUCUUCCUUAGUCGCAAUGCUACAAAUAAAGAAAAAACUGUUCUCAGCGUACAUAUUUAGCCCCUCCUUUAACCCACUCAUUUUCUCAGCAGGAAAUUUGGUGUUGUCUCACACGUCCUCUCAGUGGUAGAGUUCUGUUCCUUUUAGCAGAUUUACUUUCCUGUUUGUUAGCCCCCUGUCGAUCUGAUACCAAGGCAAGCACACGUUACACUUGAAGUUCUCGACGUGCAGAAUGUUCAGUUGAGAUAGUGGUUUUUUUUGGGGGGGGUGGGGGUUCUGGCCGGGCUCCUUUGUGCUUCACAUUCAGUGAUCAGAUGGACCAGACUGUUGCCUGCAGUUUGCGGUUAUCUUCCCCUCUUUCCUCAGGCAUACUUCCUCCUCUUUUGAGUGCUGGCCAAACCAGACUGAAUCCGGGCUCCUUGGGAGGCCAAACUGCCUCCCUGCCGCGUGGCUCAACUCAAAACGCUUUUCAGCGUGUGCAUCUCAUUCUGCUGCUCUGUGUGUUUGUGUAUCUGACAGCAGAACUGCCACUUACUGUGUCGUACUUGUCUUCGCCUUUGAGAAAGCUGCUACAGUAUCUCUGGUUUUUGUGCAACAAAGAGUGUGUGAGCGCGCGUGUACGCUUGUGGACGCAGGGUUCUGGCAAAUCCAGUUUCCACUUGACAAUUUUCUCUUUUAUGAAAUUCAUCCCAUUUUAUUUUUCUUCAGUUGCUCUUUACAGUCCAAGCCAGGGUUUUAUCACGAAGCAGGUCAUUCAUAUCCACACAGAUAAGUGGGGUGACGGGGUGGGGAAAGUGAGAUGCAUCCUAUGUCUUUUCUCUCUGCAUUUUCUUUUUCUAACCAUGCUGUUACCUGUUGUAACGUUACAAAUAAUACAAAUGCGCUACGCACAGUUUCCAUAUCAGCGUCCAGGAGAACUCAAUACAACACAGGCUCUCAAUUUUUUUUGCAUUACAAGCAGUAACAGUGUUUCAAAGGCUGCAUCUUUGUUUGCAUAUGACCCAACAGUAACUUGGAGACUGUUGCCAAUAACUCGUCUCUUGUUUUACAACCCUUUCACACGUGUGACUUCAGCUUUAAAUCUAGAAAAUUACAGGGGGCAGCUGCCUGUGAACUAGUGGAGGGCCGAUGGCUGUGAUAUUUUACUUUAGCCCGCUCAUGGACUAUUGGGUGUGCUGAGUCAACAAGGCACUUGUUUUUGCUGAUUUCACACUGCUUUGUGAUACAAUCUUGUGUAAUGUGUGUACAUAACAUGUAGGUGCUGUUAUAUGUGGUACAUUAUUGUAAAAAGGAGUGCAAAUCCAUUGGGAUGUCCAUGUACAAUAACAAUUCUGACAUUAAAGAACAGUACAAGUG
Molecule: messenger RNA, 2480 nt
Organism: Neolamprologus brichardi
Lineage: Eukaryota; Metazoa; Chordata; Actinopteri; Cichliformes; Cichlidae
Gene: hapstr1b
Product: HUWE1 associated protein modifying stress responses b
Source: RefSeq, a predicted model, not a curated record